AUGGCACUCUUCUCUUCCCUAACUCCCAUCUUUAUUGCCGUUAUAUGUGUUUUGAUUGGGGUAAUACUGAAGAAGACUAACGGAGAGAAGGAAAAACGUGAGACUAAAAGCAAGCUUCUAUCUCGCCCAUGGGUGGAUGAAGAUUUGAAAGAUGGUACUGACCACCACUUAGAGGAAGAAGAGGUUGAUGAAGAGUGGCAAGGACUUGAUGAAAACGUUGCCCAUGUUCCCUUCUUCGCGGAGCGCUACUCUGAGACUGAAAUGAUUAAAAGGUCACAGAUGUUUUAUGAGCUUCUCGAUAAGAGGAGGUCUGUCAGGUUUCUCAGUGAUGAGCCGGUCCCCAGGGAGGUUAUUGAUAAUGUCAUCAGAACAGCAG
Molecule: messenger RNA, 376 nt
Organism: Eurypyga helias (sunbittern)
Lineage: Eukaryota; Metazoa; Chordata; Aves; Eurypygiformes; Eurypygidae
Product: iodotyrosine dehalogenase 1-like
Exons: 2
Molecular function (GO): oxidoreductase activity
Source: RefSeq, a predicted model, not a curated record